Molecule: messenger RNA, 7532 nt
Organism: Mytilus trossulus (common blue mussel)
Lineage: Eukaryota; Metazoa; Mollusca; Bivalvia; Mytilida; Mytilidae
Product: scavenger receptor cysteine-rich type 1 protein M130-like
Exons: 18
Coding region: 1-2520 (839 amino acids)
Cellular component (GO): membrane
Source: RefSeq, a predicted model, not a curated record
AUGUCUACUUUAUUUGGUGUAUGGAACGAUUGUGAUAUACAACUAUAUGAUGGAAUGCUUAAGAUAUUUUAUAACGGAACAUGGGGCACAGUUUGCGAUGACAGCUUUGACGAUAUUGAUGCGCAAGUAGCUUGUAGACAACUAGGAUACAACAAUGGUAUAUUCAUAGGAGUCAAAUAUAUAUCUUCCAAAGGAAAAAUAUGGCUUGACGAUGUUGAUUGCAGUGGAGCGGAAAAAAAACUGUCCCAUUGCACUCAUGCAGGAUGGGGUGUUGAAAAUUGUUUCCAGGGAGAAAAUGUAAAGAUUAAAUGCAAUAACGCUAGUGAAGGUGACUUACGAAAUUCUUCUGAUAAACUAGAGAUAUUGCACAACAAUGAAUGGGGCACAGUUUGUAGCAGCAACUUUAACCAAAUGGAGGCUAAGGUUGCUUGCAAGCAGCUUGGUUACAGAAAUGGAAGCGUUCUAGAAAAUACAAUUGCGACUGGCACAUCAAAAAUAUGGCUGAAUAUAUUGGCAUGUGAUGGAAACGAAAGUAAAUUAAUGGAUUGUUCCCAUUCUGAUUGGAAUACAGACACUUGCAGCCAUGGAAAUGUUGUUGGAAUUCGCUGUUCUGAAGGACAAGGUGAUGUACGUCUUAACUCUAGCAGACUUGAAAUAUUUUACAACGGAACAUGGGGAACAGUUUGUAAUUAUGCAUUUGACGACAGAGAUGCCAUUGUUGCUUGUCGGCAACUUGGAUACACGCUUGGGGAUCAGCAUGGAGGAGGACUUUAUUAUUAUGGAAAAACAUGGUUGAGCAAAGUAAACUGCACGGGAGGAGAAAGACAUUUAGCUUCGUGUCAACAUGCAACGUGGGGCAAAAAUGAUUGCACUUAUGGAGUUGUAAUAACUUGCAGUAACAAAACUUUUGAUUUAGGAGAUAUUAGAUUAACAUCUGGCAGACUUGAGAUUUUUCACGACUAUCAAUGGGGUACAGUCUAUUCUGGUAACUUUGAUGAUUAUGCUGCCACGGUAGCUUGUAGACAACUUGGGCACAGCUCUGGAAUAUCCUUAGGAAAUAUAGUACGUAAUGGCAGUGGAACGAUUUGGCUGGAUGAUAUAAAAUGCACAGGCGUAGAGAGUAAACUAACUGAUUGCGCUAUAGAAAAAUGGGGAACUACAUCUCGUUCUCAUGGAGAUGACGUAGGGAUUAGAUGCAGUAACGACAGUACAAUAGUUGCUGGUAGAUGGUUGUCAUGGGCAAGUUGGAGAGACUGUAGCAGGAGUUGUGGCAAUGGGAUUCAGACAAGAUCUAGAACAUGUAAUAAUCCAUCUCCGUCUAAUGGUGGUUUGACAUGCAAAGGUGAUACAUUGGAAGCACAACUUUGUAAUAAGAUGGCAUGUCCAGUUGUAAAUGGUAACUGGUCUGUGUGGACACAAUGGACGGACUGUAGCAUGAGUUGUGGUAACGGCUUUCAAACACGAUCCCGUAGAUGUAAUGAUUCAUCGAUGUCUAAUAUUCGUUUUUCAUGCCAUGGUGAUACAUUUGAGACACAGCGUUGUAAUAAGAUAGAAUGUCCAGUUGACGGAAGCUGGGGACACUGGUCAAUUUGGAAAACUUGCAACGUAACAUGUGGUGGAGGAACACAAUGGAGAUCUCGUCACUGUGAUAAUCCUUCCCCAUUGUAUGGUGGCUCUAAUUGUGGAACUGACAACUAUGAUUUCAACGACUGUAAUACUGACAAUUGUCCUGUUGACGGACGCUGGGGACUCUGGUCAAUUUGGAAUACUUGCAACGUAACAUGUGGUGGAGGAACACAAUGGAGAUCUCGUCACUGUGAUAAUCCUUCCCCAUUGUAUGGUGGCUCUCAUUGUGGAAUAGACAACUAUGAUUUCAACUACUGUAAUACUGAAAACUGUCCUGUUGACGGACGCUGGGGACUCUGGUCAAUUUGGAAUACUUGCAACGUAACAUGUGGUGGAGGAACACAAUGGAGAUCUCGUCACUGUGAUAAUCCUUCCCCAUUGUAUGGUGGCUCUCAUUGUGGAAUAGACAACUAUGAUUUCAACUACUGUAAUACUGAAAACUGUCCUGUUGACGGACGCUGGGGAAUCUGGUCAAUUUGGAAUACUUGCAACGUAACAUGUGGUGGAGGAACACAAUGGAGAUCUCGUCACUGUGAUAAUCCUUCCCCAUUGUAUGGUGGCUCUCAUUGUGGAAUAGACAACUAUGAUUUCAACUACUGUAAUACUGAAAACUGUCCUGGAUUGGAAUCCAGCGCAGAACGGAGUGGCCAGUAUUUUAGUCAUGUAGGUGUGGGUGCUGGAUGCAUUGUGGUAACUGUCGUGUGUGUGCUAGUGUGCAAAUAUGUUGCUUCGCGCAGAAGGACACAAAAUAAAGAUAACUCUUACACAACUACAUUGAGUACAGCCAGAACAGCAGAGAUACCAGGUCGAUCAGACGAUUGCGUCGUUUACCACAAUGAUGGCCAUGAUGAUGAUUAUAAAGAUGAAGGUCUGAUGUAUGAGACAAUAGAAUAAAACAAAUACACACACCAACUCUGGAUGAAGUAAUAUCAGUAGACUAUCAUACCACAUCUUCUUUUUUAUACUAAUGUAACAUACAUUAUUUCAAAUUGAACAUUGUUCGAGUUAACUUUUUUGUAAAAUCAAUUGAUAUGUUUUUUCAAAAAAAAAUUCUCGGAAAAUCUUAAAGCCGUUUGACUCAAUUCCCUUGAUUUUAAUUCACACCAGUGUUAUUUUUAAAAAGAGUCUUAAAGUCUGUUCUAAAAUUCACAUCAUAACUCCCUUAUAUUUGUAACUUUUGGGCAACAUAAUAAACAGACGAUAAUAAUAUAAAUAUUUAAAUGCCUAAAUAUCGGUAUGAUGCAAAUAUCUAAAAGAUUUAUUUUGUUAUCGUACUAAUGUAUGAGAAAGAUAUUUUUUACCAACACUGAAAUUUUUUCGGAAAUGUAUCGUUUGUCUUUGAGGUACACAUCAAUUCAUGUUGGUUGAGGAUAUACGAACAAUAUAUCGAAAACGUGUUAAAUAUAACAAUGCGGUCUUCAACAACAAGCGCUGCAUAUAUAUUUAUGUAUAAAUGAAAACAAAAACACUUUAUACAUUUAAGUAACAUUAAUGUUAAAUCCUUUCAAUAUCUAUCAUUAAGAAACUUUAUGAGUUUUAAAUUCCAGAAUAUUGAAAAAUCGGAUUAAAAUUCGGCCACUAAAAUCAAAUCGGAGGCAUUCGGUCCCAUUGCUUCAAAUCAAUUUAUGACGUUAUUUAUAUAUAUAUAUAUAUAUACAUGAUAUAAACAAUUUUAUAUUUGAAAACAUUUGACUUUUAAUUUAGAUUGAAAUAAUAUGAAGGCUGUAACAAAGACUUUUUCUGUAUGCAAUAGGGUAAAUGUGUAAUUUUAAUAUUUCAUUCUUUGCAAAUUACAUUGACUGUCACCAUUAAUGCACAAAAUGUAGAAAUCCUGGUUUGCAUAAGUUUUGAUAAUAAGUGUUCACAUUGUUACCCAGAGAAAACAAUGUCAACUCGGUACAACCAAAGUUGACAAUGCUUUUUCGAGUGGUACCAAUCUACUCUAUCACCCUCUCAGCUAUGUGUUAUUCAAUUUAUUAUACUGAAUGUCCUAUCAUUAUGGUCUUUUACAGAUUAAUUUUAUUUUAAAAGUAUUUUCUAUGACGUCACGUACAUAACAACGUUAAUACGAGUAUUAGAGAAAAAAAACUUAAGUUAAGCAAGAUGGUUUAUUUUUUUUAUUUUGACAGUCAAUUAAUAAAAUCUCAGCCAAAACGUAGAACAUAAGCAUUGUUUUUUUUUAAAUUACUUGAUGUAAAUUCAAUUCAUUGUCCUUUAAUUUAUCGAUUUUUGAUGGGUCUGGACAAGAGGGUAACAUUCCAAAAAAUUGUCACGCGCUAAAUCAUGUGAUAGAGUAAAUUAACACCCUCGUAUUUGCCAAUCAAAAUAUGGGAUUUAAACAUGAAGUAUAAUAAUGUCAAAUAUCAUAUGAUUUGAUAGAACCAAAACUAUUUUAUAAUGAGAAUUGUACAAUAUCAGUGUUUUUGUACGAUAAUUGUAUGUUAAAAACUGGAUAGUUAGUUGAUCUCGUAAUAAUUUUGAAAUUAAGAAAUGGAUAUAGUAUCAAUUAUUGUACAUAAUUUAAAUUUAAAUUAAUUUUUUUUUUAAAGUUUCCUUUGUUUUUAAACAAAUUAUAUUGUUUGGCUUUUUUGCUGUUCAUGCAUAUUUAUUAAUCUUAAUUUUUUUUCUUUAUUCUAUAAGAAUGUACCUGAUCAAAUACAUGUACAAGGAUACCAAACAAUCAAAUUAUUUCUUAAAGCAAAAUGUUAACUUAACUUUACUUGUUUUUGUACGACGAAUUGUUUGUUAAAAACUGGACAAUUAGUUUAUCUCGUAAUUGUUUUAAAACAAACUAAUGGAUAUCAUAUAUUUUCUAGUAUAUAAUUUUCAUUUAAUUUUGUAAUCUUUUUUUAAAGUUUGCUUUGUUUUUGAACAAAUUAUUUUGUUCGGCCUAUUUGCUGGUAUUGCAUAUAUUUUUAUUACCAUAUAUUUUUGUCAAUUGUAUAUAGAUAUGUCUGUUCAAAUACAAAGGUAGUAUAGGAAACAAGCCUUAUAUUUCUUGUAGUCUUAUAGAUCCCUCGUAGAAAUAUCUAAUAUAUUCAAGCUUUUUAAAACAUAUCAUAUGAGACGUUUUUUGUUAUCAAUUUUAAAAAAUAUUAUGCACAAUAAAUACAAGAGGCAAAGUAUGAAAAAGCAUUAAAUCAAUCAAUGAAUUUAUAUUUUGAGUCAAAGCAAUCUAAUAACAUUUAAACCACAAUGGAACUUAAAAAAUGUGUAAGUAAAUUAAAAAAAAACGGUUUUCUUUACUACAAGUCCAAUUAUAUCAUGCACACUCUGCCAAAAGAUGCUUUUAGAAACAUUAGUUAUUUUGUUAAUAAAUCCUAGUCUUUUUAGCAAUAGGAUAGUAGUCACUGUAAAGAGUCAGAAUGUCCACAGUAGAUAAAUAUUUUAGUGCGAAUAAUAGGAAGUAAAACCGUGCUGCAUUACCCUCUAUUUUUGAUUUUGUAGCAAUACUGUGGUUGUUUCUUUAUUUUUUUCUUAAUGAAAUAGAUACACUUCACGAAGUAAAACAUAUAUACUACUUUAUUUUUUAUGAUUUUUGUGAUUGUCACAAUUUUUGCAUAUCAUGUAGAUAUAUUUUUUUUAUUCUGCUUGUAAUCGCAAUGUUUAGUUUGCAAAAUUUUUGGUAUUUUAUGUUAUCACUAAAAUUGCAAUAUAUCACAUGCUUCGAUAGAAUCAGUAGGAGUUCAUAUUGAGAAUUAUAAAGCGACUGCAUGUUUGUCCAUGCAACUUAGUAUAAAAUAAAUGUUCAGUUGAUUUAGACUGUUUUAAAUUUAUUUAAUCUAUUUAAGUAAAAUUACAAAAAUACUAAACUCCGAGUACAAUUCUAAACGAAAAGUACCUAAUAAAAUGGAAAAAUCAGAUGAAAAAAAACAUCAAACGAAUGGACAACAACUGUCAUAUUCCUGACUAACUACAGGCAUUUUCAAAUGUAGAACUGAAAAAGGAUUAAACAACAAAUCAAGAUUUUGUGUAUUUUUUAUUGUUGUUAUGAUUAUGAUCAUUAUGUUUUUGUACGAGACUUGAUUUUUAAAACUAGAUAGUUGGUAAAUCUCGUGAUUAUUUGAAAAAUAACACUUGAAUAUGGCAUGAUAUCUUGGACAUAAUUUUUAUUCAAAUGUUUACCCUUAUUUUAAGUUUGCAUAUAAAUGUGCUUGAUUUGUAAACAAAUUUAUAAUGUUUGGCUUCAUUGCUGUUUAUGUAUAUUGUAUGAUCAUGUAUUUGUUUUUCCUACUUUUUUACAAAAAUUUGUCUGUUCAAAAUCAAAGGUACUAACCAAUCCCUAUAUUUUUUUAACCGAGAUGUAUAGUUGACAUAGAACAAGUAUCAAAUUGAUUUUAGUUGCUAGAACUGAAAAUACGCAUUUUAUAUGAUUUAAUUUUUUCAAACACACAAAACUAAAGCCACACAUAAAAAACAAUAUUCAUGCAAUUCAUUGUUUUAAAAUGUAUGAAUGACUUUUUUUCAAAAUUAAAGGAAAAUAAAAUGCAUGUCCCCGAAAAAUUUCUCCAGAUGGCUUUUUAAAAAUUUAUCAUAACUUGUUAUGUUUUUAUCGAGCAUGCAACAAAGUCAUCAAUGUCGAUAGCACACAGGUUCAUUUAAGUUUCUUAAAUAACAUUGUCACGCGUUCAGGAAUCUGAUGUGCAGAAUGGUCGUCUGUUUAUGUGGUUCAUAAGUGUUUCUCGUUUUGUAUAUAGCUUAGACCGUUGGUUUUCCCGUUUGAAUGGUUUUACACUAGUAAUUUUUGGGGCCCUUUAUAACUUGCUGUUUGGUGUGAGCCUAGGAUCCUUGUUGAAGACCGAACCUUGGCCUAUAAUGGUUUACUUUUAUAAAUUGUGACUGGAAUGGAGAGGUGUCUCAUUGGCACUCAUACCACAUCUUCUAAUAUCCAUUUAAUAUUGAAACUGUAGUUAAGUUUACUUUCUUGAAUGAUAAAAAAACAUAAUAACACAGCUCAAGGUGGUACUUAUUGUUUGGUUUUUUUUUGGUGAAUAUUUCUACAUUUGUCUGAGGAAGAGACUUUUUCAAAUAUAGAAAAUAAGUGAAACCAUCAUCAUGAUCAUAAACUCUAAAUUUUAAGAAAGCCUUUUUAUGAUUAAGGGAUAAAAUCUAAAGCAAAAUUUCUCAUUUCAAUAAUUUACUAAUAGAUUAUUUUAUUUUUUUGUAGUUAAGAAAUACAUAUAGUUUUGGUUGUUUAGAUAGACGAAAAUGCCUUUCUUCAACCUUUGUUGAAUUUUAAGAAAUCUAGACAUCGGCUUCUACAUGAUCAAUGAAUACCCUAUGUAAAAUGUUUUUAUUGUUUAAUUUUCUUCCGUAUUAAAUUAUAAAUUGACAGUUUUUUGCAGUCACCAUUACAUUUUUACACUCACUGCAGGAAUUGCAGGCGAGAUGUUUUGAUCCGUAGAACCCUUUCCGGUUCUUAAUUCAUUUCAACGAAGCGUUCUUAUGCCAACUCAUUUAAGGUACUUUUUAUAUUUUAAUACAUUAUUGCAUGCAUCUUUUCCUUCAUUAUUGCGAAACGAUGUUUGAAGAAAAAAGCUCGAAAUUAAUCGUGUAAUGUUUAUAUAUUUCAAAUGCUUAGAACUCUUUUAAUUAGAAUUUGUAUAUAUAUUUUUUUUAAAUGAAUUAAUUGAAUAGUUGCUUACCAUGCAUUUUAUUUUCAUUCAUGUAAUCUUAUCAAAUAAAGCUUUAAAAACAUAAUUGAAAAACGUACAAUAUCCUUAUUUAUUUUUUCAUAUUUGAAGAAAAGGUGCGAAUGUAAAAUUUAUGAAAAUUCAGAGAGGAUUUUUUUCCGCAAAAAUUAAUUUGGCUUAUUUCCAAAACACAAAUAUUUGAACCUUGUUUCUUCUCUGAUCUGUUGGUUCCAUUAAUGUAUACUAUCAAUUUAAAACACUCUUUUAUACAAA